AGGGGGAGGUCACGUGACUUGUGGAUCUGAUCAGCAGAGUGAAGAUGGCGGCCGAGAGAGAACCUCCUCCGUUUGGAGACGGGGAUGUGGAAGCAGAGGGUGAUGACUUGGAGUUCAGGGAAGCAGAGGGGGGCGAAGAUCUGUUCGUCAGUACUACUAGCACUCUGGAGUCGAGCCCAUCAUCUCCAGAACCUGCCAGUCUUCCAGCAGAAGACAUAAGUGUGAAGUCUAACGGUCCCAAAUCUGAUACUUUGCUGGAUGAUGACCAUGAAGACCUUUUUGCUGAAGCUACUGAUGAGGUGUCUCUUGACAGUCCUGAAAGAGACCAUAUACUUUCUCCGGAACCAACUCCACCUAUUACACCAGUAUCUCCAACCCUCAUCGCCCCACGAUCAGAAAUAAAAAUAUCUCCUCCUAUGAUGUUUGAUCGAUCUAAAGAGAUUGAAGAAGAAGCUAAUGGUGAUACAUUUGACAUUCAUGUGUCUGUUUCUGAUCCAGAAAAAGUUGGUGAUGGAAUGAAUGCUUACAUGGCUUACAGAGUAUCUACUAAGACUACUUUGUCCAUGUUUAACAGCAAAGAGUUUACAGUGAAAAGGAGAUUUAGUGACUUUCUGGGUCUGCACAGCAAAUUAGCAGCAAAAUAUAUGCAUGUCGGUUAUAUAGUUCCUCCUGCACCAGAGAAAAGCCUUGUAGGUAUGACCAAAGUCAAAGUUGGAAAAGAAGAUCCAUCAUCAGCAGAUUUUGUUGAAAAAAGGAGAGCAUCCUUGGAGAGGUAUCUACAGCGGACAAUAAAACAUCCUACCCUUUUGCAAGAUCCUGAUUUGCGGCAAUUUUUAGAAAGUAGUGAGCUGCCUCGUGCGGUUAACACCCAGGCCCUAAGUGGAGCAGGCAUAUUGAGGAUGGUGAAUAAGGCCGCCGAUGCUGUCAACAAAAUGACAAUCAAGAUGAAUGAAUCGGAUGCAUGGUUUGAGGAAAAGCAGCAGCAGUUUGAAAACCUGGACCAGCAGUUAAGGAAACUACACACCAGUGUUGAUCUCCUAGUCUGCCACAGGAAAGAGCUCUCUGCCAAUACAGCUGCAUUUGCCAAGAGUGCAGCCAUGCUGGGUAACUCUGAGGACCACACUGCUCUAUCAAGAGCACUAUCCCAGCUAGCAGAAGUUGAAGAAAAGAUAGACCAGCUUCACCAAGAACAAGCUUGUGCUGACUUUUACCUAUUUGCGGAACUUCUAAGUGAUUAUGUUCGACUUAUCUCUUCUGUAAAGGGUGUGUUUGAUUAUCGAAUGAAAUGCUGGCAAAAAUGGCAAGAUGCGCAAGCCACUCUGCAAAAGAAACGGGAAGCUGAUGCCAAACUCCAGUAUGCAAAUAAACCAGACAAAAUGCAGCAAGCUAAAGAAGAAAUUAGAGAAUGGGAGGCAAGAGUGCAACAAGGAGAGAGGGACUUUGAACAGAUCUCAAAAACCAUUCGCAAGGAAGUUGGCAGAUUUGAGAAAGAGAGAGUAAAGGACUUCAAAACUGUUAUAAUUAAGUACCUUGAAUCUUUAGUGCAAACUCAGCAACAGUUAAUAAAAUACUGGGAGGCUUUUCUGCCUGAAGCAAAAGCAAUAGCAUGAGCUCCUGAUGUGAAGAAAUGUGGCCUGUCUCUUGUUUACAACUGGUUCCAUACUAAGCACUGACUACAGAAUUCCAAUUUAAUAACCACUAUUUUAAAGUUGUAAUACUGCAUUACAGAAGUGGUUUAAUAGAUUAUUUAAUUCUGUUGCAUUGUUAACCAGCUGCAUGGCCUGAUUCAGUCAUAAUGAACUGAACUGUGGAAUGAUAUUCUGCAGUAGUUGCUGAAUUGAACACUACUGUACAUCUUAAAGAAUUUGCAGAGAAAUACAUUGCCAGUGCUGGAACUCUGACUUUGCUGUGAAUGAUACUUGUUUCAUUCUUGAAGAUCUAUUGCAGAAUUUUCAUAAUUGUAAAUUGUGAAAGCAUAAAUCAGCAUUCCUGUAUAGAAAUCAUGAAUUUUGUGAUCUUUGUUACUACAAUAAAGGAAUAUACUUAAUGCACUAGAA
This is a messenger RNA of Hemiscyllium ocellatum (epaulette shark), 2057 nucleotides long. RefSeq names its product sorting nexin 2 (gene snx2). The transcript has 15 exons. The record is from RefSeq and is a predicted model, not a curated record. Gene Ontology annotation, molecular function: phosphatidylinositol binding. The coding region runs from base 45 to 1610 and encodes 521 amino acids. Gene Ontology annotation, cellular component: endosome; endosome membrane. Gene Ontology annotation, biological process: intracellular protein transport; early endosome to Golgi transport. Lineage: Eukaryota; Metazoa; Chordata; Chondrichthyes; Orectolobiformes; Hemiscylliidae.